Molecule: messenger RNA, 1858 nt
Organism: Mercenaria mercenaria
Lineage: Eukaryota; Metazoa; Mollusca; Bivalvia; Venerida; Veneridae
Product: protein FRG1-like
Exons: 8
Coding region: 94-885 (263 amino acids)
Cellular component (GO): striated muscle dense body; nucleolus; catalytic step 2 spliceosome
Molecular function (GO): actin filament binding
Source: RefSeq, a predicted model, not a curated record
UGCAUAGAGAGAAUCGUUCGCUGUUUUAAGUGAACCCGAAAAAAAACAAAACAACAAGCAACUCCGACUAAAUUUCACCAAAACAAGUAAAUAAUGGCAGAUUCAUAUUCAUUCGUAAAGGGAGGCAAGCUGAAACUGAAAGGGAGCAAGCACAAAAAGCAUAAGAAGAGUAAAAAGAGGAAGUAUGAAGAUGGGGAGGAGGUGCCCUCUGGAUCAUCAGAUGUUGAUAUGUCAGACAUUGCACAGCAUGGUGGCUGGUGGGUUGUAUCAAAGUUAGGUCAGAUUACUGGUAACAUAUGUAUAGAAUUGGAAGACAAACGGUACAUGUUUGCUCAAGAUAAUGGCAGAUUUGUUCUCGGACCUCCUAGAGAAGCUGGACCAGAGCCUGAAGAAAUUCUGACAGCAGUUAAAGUAGAUGAAACAAAAAUAGCAUUGAAAUCUGGGUAUGACCAGUACCUCAGUGUGGGAACCAGUAAUCUUGUUAUAGGAAGGUCUAUGGCUAUAGGUGCAAAGGAACAGUGGGAACCAGUGUUUCAAGAGGGUAAGAUGGCAUUAAAUGGAUGUAAUUCUUGUUUUUUAUCCUAUGAUGAAGAUGAAGAUGUUGUUUGUGCAAGUAAAACAGCAGGAGAUAAAGAAAUGAUCAGAAUAAGGUCCAAUGUGUUACGGGACACAGAUCCAAAGUUGGCAAUACCAGUGGAAGAGAGAGGCUCAUUGAAAGAUGCAGAAAUCAAUUAUGUGAAGAAGUUUCAGAGUUUUCAAGACAGACAUUUAAAGAUAAGCAGUGAAGACAAAUCUCAUUUGAAGAAAGCCAGACUUGAAGGCAGUUUACAUGAAUCUAUGUUAGACAGACGAGAAAAGAUGAAAGCUGACAGAUAUUGUAAAUAGCGACAGUGGGGAUAUUGUUGAAUAGUGAUGUCAUCGGAAUAUUUGUGAAUACUUGGAGAAUAUUUGUGACUACAUGGUAGUAUAAGUGACUGCCUGGGACUAUUGGAGCCUAUUUCAGUUUAUCUGUUCUCUUCAAAGAGUAUAGUUUUAGGCAGGAUGUUCAACGAGCCUGUAAAAGUUUGGUUAAUUUACAAAGGUGCCAUUGCUUGUGGCUUAAAUAAUGCCCAUGAGGAGUACCUGUUGUUUUUCUACAACAUGAAACGUUCUUUGUUUUCCAUGGUGUUUUAAAUCCAGCAAAAACCAAGGUAGUAAUGAUGCUAAAAAGAUUGUGUGCCAUCAGGAACCUGAUAAGUAAGCUGUAAGCUUGCUUCAUGUUUCUUAGAGGGGAACAUGUCUGUUUCAUACAUCUAGACUACUGACAGAUAAUUUGCUAUUUGUUGCAUGAAAUAUAAGAAUAUGUCUCUCAGACAAAUUUUACAUUAAAUGUAGCAACUUGUGCUAUCUCAGCAUUAUCUGACAAACAAAUAUUUCCAGAAGAAGUAAGAAUUGAUAUAUGAUAAGGUCGAAUAUCUAAAGAUCUAAGGGAGAGUAUCUGUUUGUGGCUUGUUCAGUAAGCUGGUAAUGGUUAAUGUUCUCAGUAAUUGUCUAAAGAUGAAUGUAAGUUAUUUAUAUGAUAAAGUUGUCUGUUACUUGCAUAGAACAGAAAUCCAGAUACAUCAGAAAUGUUGAGGAACCAUCAUAUUUAAUUGAAAUGAUAUUAAAAGGAAUUGUUAAUAUCUGACAACAAAAAUCUGAAUAUCACAGGAGUUCUACAGGCUUGUUUUAUUUAGACAGCAAUGCUGUAUACAAUACAGUUAUAUUCUGUGCAUACUUUUAACUUCAAGGAGUGUUAGAGUUUCAGGAACAUAAUAAAAGUAAACUGUAAACUUGAGUUCUUAAAAUUAAAGGCGAGCUAUGCUCUUGCAUCAUUUAA